AUGUCCACCACGUCACCAUCACCAUCACCAUCACCAUCGCUAUCACCAUCACCCUCGCCACUACCAUCACCUUUGGGGCCAUAUGUACGACUGCCGUCUUUAGAGACCCAGCUGUUAACGUCCGCAAUACAAUAUCUGGACGAAGAUCGCUGGAAAGAUGCUUUCAAGACCAUCUGUGUCGCUGGACAUGCGAUGCACAGCCCACCCGCCAAGCUUCACAACCUGCACCUGCUACCACAUAUCAACCAGCUUUUUGAAGCCAUCAUGCUCCAUCACGCCUAUGGCGUUGACCACCACGUAGACCACACCAUUAACCACAUUUUGCACCUCGCUGUCCGGACGUGUCAGGAUGCGAGAGAAGACCAACAUGACACAUAUUCUGACGAAUGCAUCAGAUGGAUGACGCCGAUCGAAGUCGAAAUAAGGCAAUACCUCCAGUUCUAUCGCAUGUUCUGUCGGUACCUCGAGAACCACUCCAUGUCUAUCGAGUCCGACCGCAUUUUGGACGAUGUGCGCAACCUGAUACAAAAGAUGUGUCCGACUGUCAACAACUUGUGUGGGUGGGUGCCCAGGACACCGCCAAGAGAUAUCCGCCAAGACAUGCAAGGAGCGGCAGCCGACAACACGCCGCGCAGGCGAUCACAACGAUUGCGCUCCCACCACUCAACACCGGAGCCUGCCGCCUCAAACCCAAGGCAGCAAAGGAGAUCUCAACGACCUCGGCGCCGGAGGGUGUCACCCCCACCCCAACUACCAACCCCACCCACCCAAAGCGGCGAUCUGACGUGUUCUUCAACCUACAAGACUGAAGAUUACAUCCCCUCCCUGCUCACGCCAAUCACUCAGUUUUCAGCCCCGCGCUCCUCGCAGGUACCAAAAGUGAACGAGCCAGAAGAAGAGCCCACCCAGCUUGUGGGUUCAAGGGUGUUGCAGUUCAUCAAGCCACCAAUACCGAGAACCAGAUUGGUGGAAGGAGGAAUUUUACCGGCCGAUUUCACUUCGCUGCGUCCUGUUCAUAUCCAUGUUGCAUCGCAAAGAUGUUGUUCGGGCUUAUAG
Molecule: messenger RNA, 1056 nt
Organism: Podospora bellae-mahoneyi
Lineage: Eukaryota; Fungi; Ascomycota; Sordariomycetes; Sordariales; Podosporaceae
Exons: 1
Coding region: 1-1056 (351 amino acids)
Source: RefSeq, a predicted model, not a curated record